AUGUAUACAGGAGAUUUUGAAAUCAGGAGUGAAAACGAGGUGAAUCCAAAACAAGAGAUUAGUGAAGAUGUGGAAUUUGGGACUGCAUCUGAAAGACCUGUUGGUAAUACUGAGGACAGUCCUGAAAGUGAAGAGGCCUUUGAAAACAGGGAUAGAUCAGAAAGACAAUGGGGAGAUCUAACAGCAGAAGAGUGGGUAAGCUAUCCUCUCCAACAAGUCACCGAUCUGCUUGUCCACAAAGAAGUCCAUACAAGCAUCCGAUAUCAUAUAUGUUCUCAUUGUGGAAAGGCCUUUAGUCAGAUCUCAGACCUUAAUCGACAUCAGAAAACACAUACUGGUGACAGACCCUAUAAGUGUUAUGAAUGUGGAAAGGGCUUCAGUCGGAGUUCCCACCUUAUUCAGCAUCAAAGAACACACACUGGAGAGAGGCCCUAUGACUGUAAUGAGUGCGGGAAAAGUUUUGGAAGAAGCUCCCACCUCAUUCAGCAUCAGACAAUCCACACUGGAGAAAAGCCCCACAAAUGUAACGAGUGUGGAAAAAGUUUCUGCCGGCUCUCUCACCUAAUCCAGCACCAAAGGACCCACAGUGGGGAAAAACCCUAUGAGUGUGAGGAGUGUGGGAAAAGCUUCAGCCAGAGGUCUCACCUAGCUCAGCACCAGAGGACCCACACAGGUGAGAAGCCUUACGAAUGUAAUGAAUGUGGGAGAGGCUUCAGUGAGAGAUCUGAUCUGAUCAAACACUAUCGUGUCCACACGGGGGAAAGGCCCUACAAGUGUGAUGAAUGUGGGAAGAAUUUCAGUCAGAACUCCGACCUUGUGCGCCAUCGCAGAGCCCACACAGGGGAAAAGCCAUACCACUGUAAUGAAUGUGGGGAGAAUUUCAGCCGCAUCUCACACUUGGUUCAGCACCAGAGAACCCAUACUGGGGAAAAGCCAUAUGAAUGUAACGCCUGUGGGAAAAGCUUCAGCCGGAGCUCUCAUCUUAUCACACACCAGAAAAUUCACACUGGAGAGAAGCCCUAUGAGUGCAACGAGUGUUGGCGAAGCUUUGGUGAAAGGUCAGACCUAAUUAAACACCAGAGAACCCACACAGGAGAGAAACCCUAUGAGUGUGUGCAGUGUGGAAAAGGUUUCACCCAGAGCUCCAACCUCAUCACACAUCAAAGAGUUCAUACAGGAGAGAAGCCUUAUGAAUGUACCGAAUGUGAGAAGAGUUUCAGCCGGAGCUCAGCUCUCAUUAAACAUAAGAGAGUUCACACUGACUAAGUCCUGUAAUUAUGACUGAGAAAUGAAUGAUUCAUUUGAAGGUACAAUUUUAUUUGAUAUCAAAGAGCUCUCUCAAGACUGAGCUGCUUUUACUGUACUGAAUUUCCUUGUUGUGGGCCACAGUUUAAAACAUCGAAGAAGAGAAGCCACUUGAAAUUCUGAUCCAUGGCUUUGGGAAUGGUAUUCCUUCCUCCAAAAUAGUGAUUUUUAUUCACCCAAUAUUAAUGAAUUAUUUCAUCAAAAUCAGCCCCACAAGUAACUGGAAAUCUGAAGACCAGGUGCUAAAUGCCGUGUUGCUGGUGGUUUUAAUGAAUAUCAAAGUUCUCCUGUUGUUUCUGUGAGCCACUAGGGGCAUCAGCUUCGGAGUGGCUGUGGAAGAAGACAGCAUCUCCAUGACCUAAAACUAUUUUACCCCCUUUUCCUUCCCUACUCCCCUGCCCCACCCCCAAGCUGUUCCUUCUGCUGCUUUUGGCUUCUGAGUGCCCCAGCCAUCUCUCCAGACAUGUACACUUCAGUUGGGAAGUUAAAAGGGCAAGGGCCGGACCAGCUCUGUCUCCUUUCUUCCUGCCAGUUGUUGCCCAUUUGCUGUGUUGAACUCUGUGUAAAGUUAUGCCUCAGUCUCUCUUUGCUAAAGCUUUUUGCAUGCCUUCUGCUCCCAAGUCUCUGGCUGCUUCUGCACACACCCUGAACACAUUGUGCCUGUUUUCUAUGGUUGUGGAGAGUGAGUGAACAAGUAAGUAUGUACAGCAGUUUUCCUUAUGGUAUUGGUCACAGUUAUCGUGUCUAUCUAUAUCUGUAUAAUUCUAACAAUAUCCUGUAAUUAAAAGUAUAAUUUUUAAAAUCAAAAAGCUGAGAAUUAUUUUAGUAAUCCAGCACCAAUUCAUAAAACGGCUUUUCAUCAGAUUUAUUAAAAUUGGGCACAAUUGUUUUUAUAUUGAUGCAUUUGUACAGAUGUUCUUGUGGGAAUUUGGGAAUACCGUGUCUUCACAUAUUGGUGAGCCCUCUGGAUAUUGCCAUAUUUUGGCAAGUGCAAAAACCUGGACAGUUCCCUAUGAAGAUUAGGCUGGUGGCAAAGCAACAUGGAAAUAUUUGAU
Molecule: messenger RNA, 2360 nt
Organism: Physeter macrocephalus (sperm whale)
Lineage: Eukaryota; Metazoa; Chordata; Mammalia; Artiodactyla; Physeteridae
Product: zinc finger protein 436-like
Exons: 3
Coding region: 1-1266 (421 amino acids)
Source: RefSeq, a predicted model, not a curated record